AGGGCUCGCCGUUGCCUUCAAAAUCCGUUACAUAGCCGGCAUCCGAGUGCAAACGGUUCACUUCAGCUGCGGCAGGCGUGUCAGACGUAUCGUUCGUACGCAAGUCUCGCACAUCAAAAAUGAGGGAAAUUGUUCACAUCCAGGCUGGUCAGUGCGGUAACCAGAUUGGUGCUAAGUUCUGGGAAAUCAUCUCCGACGAGCAUGGUAUUGACCCCACCGGCGCCUACCACGGCGACUCAGACCUCCAGCUCGAAAGAAUAAAUGUGUACUACAAUGAAGCCUCCGGUGGCAAAUACGUGCCCCGUGCCAUCCUGGUCGAUUUGGAGCCCGGCACAAUGGACUCCGUCCGGUCAGGCCCCUUCGGACAGAUUUUCCGGCCCGACAACUUCGUCUUCGGACAGAGUGGAGCCGGAAACAACUGGGCCAAGGGUCACUACACAGAAGGCGCCGAGCUCGUAGACUCCGUGUUGGAUGUUGUCCGCAAGGAGGCCGAGAGCUGCGAUUGCCUUCAGGGCUUCCAGCUUACACAUUCCUUGGGCGGUGGCACCGGAUCCGGCAUGGGCACACUCCUUAUCUCGAAGAUCAGAGAAGAAUACCCCGACAGAAUAAUGAACACCUACUCAGUCGUCCCCUCCCCCAAAGUAUCAGACACCGUCGUUGAACCUUACAACGCAACUCUGUCGGUUCACCAGCUUGUAGAAAACACAGACGAGACCUAUUGCAUCGAUAACGAAGCUCUGUACGACAUCUGCUUCCGGACCUUGAAACUGACCACUCCCACCUACGGCGACCUGAACCAUCUCGUCUCUCUUACAAUGUCCGGAGUCACCACCUGCCUGAGGUUCCCUGGCCAGCUGAACGCAGAUCUGAGGAAAUUGGCUGUCAACAUGGUACCUUUCCCCCGUCUCCACUUUUUCAUGCCCGGUUUCGCCCCUCUGACCUCCCGCGGCAGCCAACAAUACCGUGCCCUCACCGUCCCCGAGCUCACCCAACAGAUGUUCGACGCCAAGAACAUGAUGGCCGCCUGCGACCCACGACACGGCAGAUACCUGACAGUCGCCGCUGUGUUCAGAGGACGUAUGUCUAUGAAGGAAGUUGACGAGCAGAUGCUUAACAUCCAGAACAAGAACAGCAGCUACUUCGUGGAAUGGAUCCCCAACAAUGUGAAGACUGCCGUGUGCGACAUCCCGCCCCGUGGUUUGAAGAUGUCGGCCACCUUCAUUGGAAACUCGACCGCCAUCCAGGAAUUGUUCAAGAGAAUCUCAGAGCAAUUCACCGCUAUGUUCAGACGAAAGGCUUUCCUUCACUGGUACACGGGCGAGGGCAUGGACGAGAUGGAGUUCACAGAGGCCGAGUCCAACAUGAACGAUCUGGUAUCAGAGUACCAACAGUACCAGGAAGCCACUGCCGACGAGGACGCCGAAUUCGACGAAGAACAGGAGGCCGAGGUUGAUGAAAAUUAAAUGUCAAAAAAAAAGAAACGAACUGAACUCUCUUCUUCCUUCUGUUUUAUCACCAUUGUUCAAAAUUCGAACAAUUGUGAGAAAACAGGAGAAACUGCACUUUUUUACUUCAUUUUCUGUCAUCCAUGACUAGGCUAGCCAAACAUUUUGCUUAUGUUGAAUUUUCUACUUUAUUUUUGUAGAUUUCUGUAAAAAAAACAUUCCCAUGUGGCAAAAUGUGCAGUGUAAAGACUGAUGUGAAAAACGUUUUGCAUGUAAAUUCUGGUAUGAAAUUUAUUUCUACUUGCUUGUUUGGAGUUUUGUGCCAUUUCAGAAUUUAUUAAAUUGGCUGGCAAAUUACUUUGCAUUUGACUGUUUAAUUGUUCCUAGUUUCCUUUCCUCUAUCCAGUCCUUAAAUAUUACAUUUGAUUUAUUUCCAGUGUUCAAAUUUUGAGAGUAAUAAAAUUAAGUUUUUUUGACUCCGUAUAUACAUUAACUUUUUGCUUUGGUAUUCACUUAAAAAUUUUAAAUCAAGGAAUUUUGCAGUCCCAUCAUAUUUGGAUGUAGGUG
Gryllus bimaculatus (two-spotted cricket) is the source of this 2012-nucleotide messenger RNA. Lineage: Eukaryota; Metazoa; Arthropoda; Insecta; Orthoptera; Gryllidae. The record is from the annotation of a GenBank genome assembly.